Pelobates cultripes (western spadefoot toad) is the source of this 246-nucleotide messenger RNA. The record is from the annotation of a GenBank genome assembly. NCBI's taxonomy places the organism in Eukaryota, Metazoa, Chordata, Amphibia, Anura, Pelobatidae.
AUGCGCUGGUCCAUGGUGUCCGACAAGCUAUCUCGGACCUACAGCGCUGUAUCUCCAACAUCCUGGAGGUGCAGGACAGCAACUGGCACAAUACUACAUAUAUUCUGGGACUGCCCGAGUGUAAACAUCUUUUGGACACAACUCUAUGAGCAAAUGUCUCUUAAAGUUCAGGGUGCUACAAAGCAACAUGAGAAACUAUGGCACAGCUGGUUGGAGUACCGCAAUAUUGGCGGAUCCAGUUAUGAU